AUGCAUGAUUCGGAUGAAAUCAUAUUACAUCUAUCGAUGUUGAUAAUUUUCCUAUGUUUUGGUCUUGUAAAUGGCCAAAAUUACAACGUACUUGAUUUUGGUGCUAUAGGAGACGGUCAAACCGAUGAUUCAAUGGCUUUUGUACAAGCAUGGAAUGCUACAUGUAGAGGGGAAGAAAACAAUAAUACACUUGUUAUUCCCUCUGGACAAACAUUUUUACUCCAACCUAUUAAGUUCAAUGGCCCAUGUAAAUCUACCUCCAUCAAAAUUCAGUUGGAUGGUGUCAUCAUUGCACCUAGCAACAUCAAAGCAUGGUCCAACCCCAAAUCUCAAAUGUGGAUUAGUUUUUCAUCAGUAUUUGGUCUAAUAGUAGAUGGUUCAGGAAAGAUCGAUGGUGGUGGUUCAUCCUUUUGGGAGCUUAAUCUCACGGCUUCUCAACGACCUACAGCAUUACAUAUUAAUAAAUGUAAUAAUCUCACUAUAAACGGAAUUUCCUCGAUUAAUAGUCCAAAAACCCAUUUAUCAAUCAAAUCAUGCAAUUAUGUUGCAAUAUCAAAAAUAAACCUUUUGGCUCCUGAAACAAGUCCCAACACAGAUGGAAUUGAUAUACAAAACUCGACCAAUAUCAACAUAUUUGACUCUACAAUUCAAACAGGAGAUGAUUGUAUAGCAAUCAAAACAGGAAGUUUCAAUAUCAACAUCACACAAAUUAAUUGUGGACCUGGUCAUGGAAUAAGUGUGGGAAGUUUAGGAGCCGAUGGAGCAAAUGAUGCAGUUAGUGGUGUUCAAGUGACACAUUGUACUUUUAACAGAACGAUGAAUGGAGCUAGAAUAAAGACUUGGGAGGGUGGUCAGGGAUAUGCAAGAAACAUAAGUUUUGAGAACAUUACGCUCAUAAAUGCAAAAAAUCCAAUUAUAAUCGACCAACAAUAUAUUGAUAAAGGACGUCAUAAUGCAAAAGAGGAUUCAGCCGUGGCAAUUAGCAAUAUAAAAUAUGUUGGCUUUCAUGGAACAACAUUAAAUGAAGAUGCUAUAACGCUGAAGUGUAGUGUCACCACAUCUUGCAAAAACGUUGUUAUGGAUGAUAAUAACAUUACAAUGGAAAAUGGAAAAACACCUAAAGUUCAUUGCGAAAAUGUUGAAGGAGAGUCUGAUGGUAGCGAUUUGUUGCGUGACUGCUUUAAAAGUAAUAAUACGUCUUAG
Camelina sativa (false flax) is the source of this 1203-nucleotide messenger RNA. Lineage: Eukaryota; Viridiplantae; Streptophyta; Magnoliopsida; Brassicales; Brassicaceae. The record is from RefSeq and is a predicted model, not a curated record.